AUGGAUGACAAUGAACUCUCUCUGCAGAUUACAAAGGCUGAUGGUUCAGAGAAGUCUCAGGAUUGUCAACAACAAGAGAAUAUUGAACUACCUGCAGAUGUCCAAAAAUCUGUAAUGAAAUAUGGAAGGGUUGAUGAAGAUGAUCAGCAAUUGGGAACUGAAUAUAAUACUAGUAAGGAUGUAGAGGAAGUCCAUCAGCAAAGGAAUGAUAACAGGAUUCAGGAUGGAAAUAAGGCCUCUGAUAUGAUACAGCAGAUGUCUGAAUGUAAUCAAGCAGGUGAGAUGUUUUUGAAUGAUAGUUGUGUUGAGAGGAUGAAAGAUAUGACUGGUUCCAUGGAUCAUGAGAGGUCUACUCAGGCAAUAAUGUUGAAGGAUAUUCAUGAUGAAGAGGUACAUAGCUCUAACAGCAACUUGCAGUUGGUUAGCUAUUAUCCUGACAAAGUUGCAGAUGCAGAACACCAGAAUUUAGCUUUGGCUAUAAUUCCUGACAUUAGAGCUAUGCAGCCUCUGAAUGUUGAUGUAAGGAUAUCACCAAACAAAGCUUUACAUGAGGUAGUCUCUCACAAGCUACAGGAGGUACCUGAUAAGUUGAAUUUGAUCAAUAAUCAAAAGGAAGAUGAUGAUGGUACUGCUAUUGAUCUGAAACAACAGCAGAUGUGUGUAGAGGCAGAUGUAUCUCCAAAAUCACAAAGCAAAGGGUUCAGAAAAGGAAGAAAGCAAAACACUGAGGUUCCACAAAUUGUGAGAUCAGUGAAGUCACAACAAGCAUUUCAUAGAGUUCAAAUGUUAAAUAAGCAUCAUAGGUUCUUUUUGAUAGCUUUGAUGGAACCUUUUCAGCAUCAGAGACAAAUUCAGCAAUAUAGAAGGAAACUUGGAAUGCCUUAUGCUAAUUCCAACUGUAAUGGAAAAAUCUGGUUCUUUGUGCAACACAAUGUUGAUGUUGAGGUUUUAUUAGAUACUGAGCAAUCUAUUACUGUCAAGUUGAAUUUUCAAGAUUUCAAUAAAGAUAUGGUGGUUACAAUGGUGUAUGCUAAAUGCUCAGAAGUUGAGAGACUGCAGUUGUGGGACAGUUUAUAUCUCUUGACUAGCAAUAUGGCAUCUCCUUGGAUGGUGGGUGGUGAUUUUAAUGUUAUAAUGAAUGAAGAAGAAAAAAUAGGAGGUUUACCAGUUUUGCCACAUGAAUAUGAGGAUUUUGCCUUUUGUUUGAAUUCAUGUGAGUUGUAUGAGAUGCCUUUCAAAGGGAGUCCUUUCACCUGGUGGAAUGGAAGGACUGCUAAUGACUGCAUUUUUAAAAGAUUGGACAGGAUGGUACACAAUGAUAUGUUUCAGAAUUGGUUUGGACAUUUAGAGGUGGAGCAUUUGUCAAGGACUGGUUCUGAUCAUGCACCACUACUGGUAUCAUGUGGAGAUCAAGUGCAAAAAUUUGUAAAACCAUUCAGGUUUCUCAAAUUCUGGGUGGAACAUGAUACUUUUCUUGAUUUGGUUAAGCAACAAUGGGAAACAACUUUAUCAGAUGAUGUAUUUCUGUCAUUUAAACUCAAGAUGAAGAAACUGAAAACAGCUUUAAGUACAUGGAGUAAGGCUACUUUUGGUGACAUUUUUAAACAACUUGUUAUUAGAGAAGAAAUAGUGAAGAUUAAGGAGCAGUUAUUUGAGGUAGAUCCAUCUGAAGAAAAUAGAAUGGUCAUGCAGAGGGCACAAGCAGAACUCAAGCUGUAUCUUCAUUAUGAGGAGGAAUUCUGGAGACAAAAGGCCAGGAUAGAUUGUUUUUCUGAAGGUGAUAAGAACACUAGAUAUUUCCAUAUCCUGGUAAAAGGUAGAAGAAAAAGAAUUCACAUUAGGAGGAUUAAAGAUGAUGCUGGUAACUGGCUUGAGGAUGUUGAUAGUGUUGCUGCUCAAGCUGUCAACGUUUUCCAGAAGCAAUUUACUCAUGAAGAGGUGAGAGAAGAUUCUCCAAUAUUUAAUCAUAUUCCAGAACUGAUAAGGGAGGAGGAUAAUUUAAUACUUGCUGAACAACCUACUAUGGAGGAAGUACAGAUGGCUGUAUUUGAGUUACAUGGGGAUAGUGCUUGUGGUCCUGAUGGAUUUUCUGGUAUAUUCUAUCAGAAGUGUUGGGAGGUGAUAAAGUUUGAUGUAUACAAGAUUGUUAAAGAUUUUUUUGAAAGACAUACUCUCCCCAAGUCAGUCACUCACACAAAUCUGGUUUUGCUGCCAAAGAAGACUGUGGUUGAGGCAUUUGCUGAUAUGAGACCUAUAAGCCUUAGCAACUUUAUCAAUAAGGUCAUUUCAAGAGUAGUUCAUGAUAGACUUGAUAAGCUACUUUCCAGGGUAAUCUCUCCAAAUCAAUCUGGUUUUGUUAAAGGAAGGAAUAUAAUUGAGAAUGUGUUAUUGACACAAGAAAUUGCAAAUACUUGGUAUGUUGUCCUCCUAAAUGGCCAGGCGCAUGGGUUUUUUCAUUCUACAAGGGGUGUCAAACAAGGGGAUCCACUUUCUCCUGCCUUGUUCAUCAUUGCUGCAGAAGUCCUUUCAAGGGCACUAAACGCUUUGUUUGAUCAGCCUGGAUUUGUUGGAUAUGGGAUGCCAAAGUGGACACAUAAUCAGUCUUUACAAAUGAUCAUGGAUACUCUUAAGGAAUAUGAGAAAGUGUCUGGACAGCUGAUAAAUAAGGGGAAAAGUUCAUUUUAUAUGUUCAGCAAAGUAUCACAUGAGUUAAGCCAGCAGGUUGCAACAGCAACAGGAUUUGUGAGAGGUCAAUUUCCUUCUACAUAUCUUGGAGUACCAAUCACUCAUGCCAGGAAAAGGAAGGUGGAUUACACUGCAUUAUUGAAGAAUGUCAAAGACAGGUUACAAACAUGGAAAGGCAAGCUGCUGUCUUAUGGAGGAAAAGCAGUGUUGAUUACAAGUGUGCUUCAAAGUAUUCCCAUUCAUGUGUUAUCUGCUAUAAGGCCUCCUAAAUGUGUUCUAAAGGAAUUACACAGAAUCUUUGCUAAAUUCUUUUGGAAUAAUAAGGAAGAAGGUAGAUGCAGACACUGGCAGCUUGGCUUAACAUGUGCAUUCCCAAGAAUGAAGGAGGUGGUACAAUGGAAGGGAGGAUCCCAAGUCUGGAAGAUGAUGUUGGAAGAUAGGGAUAAUAUAGAACAGGAAAUCUGGUGGGAGCCUAAGAUUGAAAGUUCAAACAUUUGGUUUGAUAAUUGGACUAAACUAGGUGCUCUUAGUUAUGUGGUUCCACAGUCCUGGCAAAUCAAUGAGCAGGCUGAAGAUAUUUCUGAACUUAUGACAGAUGGAAGAUGGAAUAUCGGCAAACUCAUGCAGCUUUUUCCUGAAGAUAUUGUGCAGCAUAUAAUACAGGAAAUUGACAUUAAAUAUGCAUCAAAUUAA
Messenger RNA from Lycium barbarum (goji berry), 3378 nucleotides. RefSeq lists its product as uncharacterized. Bases 1 to 3378 code for a protein of 1125 amino acids. The transcript is spliced from 5 exons. The record is from RefSeq and is a predicted model, not a curated record. Lineage: Eukaryota; Viridiplantae; Streptophyta; Magnoliopsida; Solanales; Solanaceae.